This is a messenger RNA of Heteronotia binoei (common prickly gecko), 1656 nucleotides long. Its product is annotated as IgGFc-binding protein-like. The transcript has 4 exons. The record is from RefSeq and is a predicted model, not a curated record. The coding region runs from base 1 to 1656 and encodes 551 amino acids. Lineage: Eukaryota; Metazoa; Chordata; Lepidosauria; Squamata; Gekkonidae.
AUGUUGCCUGUGGAGAUCCCAGAGUCUGCAGAAGUGAGAGGCAGCAACACCUCUGAUCACUCCAUUCUCAUUAAAGCAGAAAAGGACAUUUCUGUUGUCUUAGUGUACAGAAAGUCUGGUUCAAUAGGAACCAUGACAGUGUACCCAGCCCAAGCACUUGGCACGGUAUAUUAUGUGGUAACCCCAACUGUAUCGACAAAUUAUUUUAAAGAAUUCGCAAUCAUAGCCUGGCAAGUUCCUACAACAGUUGAUAUCCAUUUAAAAGGUGCUGUUACGUUCAAUGGACAGUCACAUCCUGCAGGGAGCAUACUCCGUGUUUCCCUCAAGGCUCUACAGGUCAUCCAGCUUCAAAGCUCAGAUGAUCUGUCUGGGACCAUGAUAAAAUCGGUGCAUCCUGUGGCGGUGUUGAGUGGGCACAGCUGUAUUGUAAAAUAUUCGUACUGUGAUCAUGUCAUUGAACAGCUUCUGCCAGUCUCUGGCUGGGGUACUUCAUUCAUUGUUCCCCCCGUCUUCUUCCAAACCAAUCCAGACAUCGCAUAUGUGGUUGCAGCUCAGAAUACUCAUAUCGAGUAUCAGCAGGGGACUCGAAAAAAAUCUCUGGACAUGGUGGCUGGGGAAGUCAGGCAGUUUGACAUCAGAUUCCCUCAUGCACUUUACAUCUCCGCCAAUGCUGGAAUCCAGGUCCUUUUCUUCUUCACCGGUUUCAAGACAACUAAAUUCGAUUCAUUCCUGAUCAACAUCCCUGCCAUAACAAGCUAUGGACAAUCUUACCACAUUGAUGGGAUAAGCAACUUUAAGAUCAGUGCCGUUCUCAUAGCAAAAAGAUCUGAAAUGCUCAGCAUUACUAGAGAUAAGCAGCCUAUUCGUGGCAUUCAGUGGAAAGCAGUUCCUGGCACACUCUAUCAAUGGGGCACAUACAACUUGAAAGCAGGAGCCCAGUCGCUGUCCUUAGAGCAUCCUGGAACUCCCUUCGGUGUCUUGGUCUUUGGCGGCAGAGAGUAUGAAGCCUAUGGUUUUGCUCCCCCGCCUCUUCCCUUAUCUGGGUGCAGAUCUAGGUCCUUCGAUAUGGUGAUGGUGAUCGAUGGGUCCGGGAGCAUUGGGGCUGAGAACUUUCAGCUGGUGAAACAGUUUGUGAACCACAUUGUGGAUUUUCUGGAAGUGUCCCCUCAUGGCACGCAAGUGGGGCUGGUCCAGUACUCCGACUCUCCACACACCGAGUUCCCACUCAACAAAUACACAUCAGCAGCACAGAUCAAGGCAGCAGUGCAGAAAGUAAAGUACAUGGAAAGUGGCACCAUGACAGGCCUGGCUCUCAAGUACAUGUUGGAACAGAGCUUCUCUGCAAGGGAAGGUGCCAGACCUCUUUCCCAGGAUGUAAGCAGGAUUGGCCUGGUCUUCACUGAUGGGCAGUCUAGUGAUAACGUUGCAGAAUGGGCCAUAAAAGCAAAGGAAUCAGGAAUUGUCAUGUAUGCAGUUGGCAUUGGCAAUGCUGCUGAAGAUGAACUGCGAACCAUUGCCUCUGAGCCCGUGGACGAGCACUUCCUAUAUGGAGUAGAUUUCAGUGCCAUGGAAAAAAUUGCCUCCAAACUCAAAACCAAGAUCUGUGAUGAGCGUACAUCCCUGCAAGAAAAAGAUGCCUUAACAAUGCAGUCCUAA